AUGACAGAACCAGUAAAAAAUUUUUUGCCUGGUGAUAUAGUAAUUUUUAGUGAUAAUGAAAUAAAUAACCCAAAGGAAAAAAAUUCUGGAUAUUCUUUUACAGAUAUUUGGCAAUAUAUAAAGAGAGGUAAAAGCCGUGGUAAUGAUCAUUAUGAAGCAACAUGUAGUUUUUGUAAUAAAAAAUGGAGUAGAGGAAAACCAGCUAGUCUUAGAGCACAUAUUGCAAAUCAUUGUACUGCUACAAAUAUAUCAGCUGAUGUACGAUCAUAUUUUAUCCAAGUUGUAGCAAAUGAAAAUGAAAACAAAAGAAAAUAUUAUUCAUCUGAUAAUGAAGCUAAAAGUUAUCAAAAUGCAUUUAAAAAACAAAAAAUAAUGAAAAAUAAAAAAAAUAAAGCUUCUGCUUGUCCUGCUAAAAUUAACAAUCACUUUCAGAAAAAGGAAAAAUUAAAUAAAAAUCCCUUGAUAAUUAACUUAUUGAAAAGUUUAAAUGCAAAUUAUAAUCUACCAUCUCAUAUACGUUUAACAGAAAUUCUUUUGGAAACUGAAGUUGCUAAAGUAAAUGCUAAAGUUGAUCAAAUUAUUGAAAGAAAUGAAAUUUUACUAUAG
This is a messenger RNA of Rhizophagus irregularis DAOM 181602=DAOM 197198, 606 nucleotides long. Lineage: Eukaryota; Fungi; Glomeromycota; Glomeromycetes; Glomerales; Glomeraceae. The record is from RefSeq and is a predicted model, not a curated record.